GCUGUCUGUAUAGUAGCUGAGAGCAGUGUUAGUCCUUUUUUCUUGUUGUGUUUCUGUUACAUGCUCAUCGCCAUCUUGUUGCAAACCCUUUUCUUGUCUGGAAGAUUCGUAGGGGAUCAGGGCCGGGGGUAGUUUGAUUAGGCAUUUUUACUUGGGAGAAGAAAAGGAGAAGGAACCCCCGUUUUUUUGUUUUUUUUUUUAAAGUCUCCAGGAUUUUGGAUCCUCCACUGAAAGGCAACCCAAGAGAUGAGCAUUGAGACGCUUUUGGAAGCGGCCAGAUUUCUGGAAUGGCAAGCCCAGCAACAACAGAAAACACGUGAAGAAAAUGAAAAGCACGAAAAGCUCCGCCUAGAAAGAGAACAGGAGCAGAAGAAGGCCAGCGUACAGAAGGUUAACAAUGCCUUUCACCCAGAGGAGCCAAGGAACGAAAUCCCAGCAGUGCCCAACUCUCCCCCUGCACCAGCUCCUCCUCCUCCUCUGCCACCACCCCUAGCAGCCCCCAUUUCAGUCAUUCCCAUCCCCGUGGUCACUAGCCCACCUCAACAAGCGUCCCAAACCACUCUAUCCCCUCCGCUCAUACAACGCCACCAGCCUCUCAUCAGCACUCCCAGCAUCAGCAAGGAAGUCUCGUCAGUUGCACCUGUUAUACAGAGACCAUCCGGCCCACUUCUUCCAGACCUCAAGGCUGCUACGCCCCCUUCAGGUAGCCCCAAGCAGUUACCGCAGUAUGCAGCUCCCGUACUGGCCAUCUCUCAGCAUCAUGUGGUUCAGCAGCCAAUACAGCCCCAGCCCCAGCCUCUGCAGCAGCACCAGGCGCCGCCUCAGCAGCUCAAUGCUCUUAAACUGGCCCCGGCAGAAGAUGCCAAACCAAAUGAGCAGAAGAAGAGACCUGGAGGGGUUGGGACCAGGGAAGUACAUAAUAAAUUGGAGAAGAACAGACGUGCACAUUUGAAAGAAUGCUUUGAGACGUUAAAACGCAACAUCCCCAAUGUUGAUGACAAGAAGACCUCAAAUCUCAGCGUUCUAAGGAGUGCCUUGCGAUACAUCCAGACUUUAAAGAGAAAGGAGAAGGAAUAUGAACACGAGAUGGAGCGGCUAGCAAGGGAGAAGAUUGCGACCCAGCAGCGACUGGCCGAACUGAAGAACGAAUUGAGCCAGUGGAUGGACAUCCUGGAAAUUGACAGGAUUAUUCGACAGACAGUUCAGCCAGAGGAUGACCAGGCAUCUACCUCGACUGCAUCAGAGGGCGAAGACAACAUUGACGAAGACAUGGAAGACGACAGGCCCAUGAACUCCUUACCAAAACUAACCCAGCGCCAGCACCCCGAGCUACUGAAAGCUGUCCCUCCAAAUGCUGCUUCCCAUCACCCGGCCGUCUUGCCUCAGCACCUGCCUCUGCAUCAGAAACAAACCCCGCCCCAUGCACCGCCUCCCCUCCAGACCCAGGCACUGGUCCAGCCGCAGGCAAUCGUGCCCACACAGACUCACAUCGUGGCGGCCUCGACGGUGCAAUCGACUGUUAUCGCCCACACCGCCACCACCCAUGCGUCAGUCAUCCAGACUGUCAACCAUGUGAUUCAGGGUCCACAGACCAAGCACAUCGCUCACAUUGCACCUUCCACGUCCAGCCCCGUGCAACUCACCACUGCUGCUCAGCCUAUCGGCCACAUCACUGUGCACCCGGCAACCAUAAAUCACAUGACCCACCUCGGCCAGCAGUUACCCAUUUAUCCUCAGCCAGUGGCCGUCAGCCAGCCGGUCGUGAGCCACAUCGCUCACACGAUUUCUCACCAGCAAGUGAAUGGAACCACAAACCUAGGCCAGCAAGCAGUGAUGGCCAAACCUGCUGUAGGAACCCAAGUUGUCCACCAUCAACAGUUAGUUGGGCAAACAGUGCUAAACCCGGUAACUAUGGUCACCAUGCCAUCAUUUCCUGUGAGCACGCUGAAGCUGGCCUAGAACAGGAAGCCCACUGGCAAAGUCUUUGGCAGGCCACCUUUCCUGAAACUCCAUACAUUCCAGCCACGUCCGAUUCCGAGGGAGAAAAGUGCAGGAACUCUGUGAACAGGGGAAGAGUGACAUACCUAAGGUUGGGACUGCCAAGUCCAUCCUUAAUCUUUUAAUAACCAACCUGGAAGUGGUAAUGAGAAACAGGGCUUCUCUGCACUUGAAUUUCGCUAAUCAGAGAAAACUUUAAUGACAGUUGUUCAUAGUGAUUUUUUUUCCUUUUACGUGUAAUCAGUGAAAUAUGAAUAUGAUGUUCUUAAGACUUUAAUUUUCCCCUUUCAUGUGUUGCUUCUUUGUAGAAUAAAAAAGGCUGAUCUCUUUAUUGAGACUUUGCGUAGAAUGGGAAAAAAAUCAUAGAAGUCUAUAUUUAUAUGUAUAUGUAUCUGCCCAAAGCUACAUAUAUAUAAAUAAAUAUAACAGUGGAGAAGGCCUUUGGCAAGCUUGAUUGUUUGCAGGAUUAUUAGACAACUUAAAUGUUAAUUUUUGGAGGAAGAAAGCAGAGUGUCCUCUUUAAAAAAAGAAACUUUAAAGACAGAUGGUUUAGUGGACCAGAGUAAAAAUAUUUGAUGACAAAUUAAAAAAAAAACCAUGUUAAAGGUAUUUCCCUUCAGUAUAUUACAUUUCAGUAAACCAUCUGAAAUCACUGUGACUUGUUAUGGCAUUUAAAGGAAAUUCUCUGUCCUGUUUAAUAAAAGGAAAAAGAAUACACAACCGGA
This is a messenger RNA of Dermochelys coriacea (leatherback sea turtle), 2723 nucleotides long. RefSeq names its product MAX network transcriptional repressor (gene MNT). Gene Ontology annotation, biological process: regulation of transcription by RNA polymerase II. The record is from RefSeq and is a predicted model, not a curated record. The transcript has 6 exons. NCBI's taxonomy places the organism in Eukaryota, Metazoa, Chordata, Testudines, Dermochelyidae. Gene Ontology annotation, molecular function: protein dimerization activity; DNA-binding transcription factor activity, RNA polymerase II-specific; RNA polymerase II cis-regulatory region sequence-specific DNA binding. The coding region runs from base 247 to 1959 and encodes 570 amino acids.